AUAUGAAGUAGGCAAGACAUGCAGAAUGUAGACAAAAGUAGAAAUUGUAAGCAAAAGACUUAUCUUGAAUGUCUUUGUUUUGUUUUUUGCACAGGACUUUCUCCUGGUGGAGGUAUUUGUUGACUAAAGCAAUAUACCAUUGCAAUAUACCAUCGCACCACAAUGAAUGAAACAGUAUUCCAGGAGAAGACUGGUAUGGCGCUCCUGUAUCAAAAUGCAAGCCAAGCUUUUUUAGUUGGCUUCCACAAUAAAUGCAUCUACACACCUGACAUAACACCAUUCCUGGGGGCAUCCUACAGUCUGGCCACUGUACUUGGCUUGCUAGGAAAUGUGUCCUUGAUAUGUGUCAUCUGCCAGCAAAAGAAGAAGGCUAAUGUUACCCACAUCCUAAUUGCCAAUUUAGCCUUCUCAGACAUGCUUGUGUGCACUUUUUGCUUGCCGAUUACCGCAGUAUACACAAUGAUGGAUUACUGGGUGUUUGGCCAGGGCCUAUGUAAGAUCAGCAACUUUGUGCAGUGUGCAUCAGUCACAGUCUCUGCCCUGAUCUUAGUUUUGAUUGCCUUUGAGAGACAUCAACUUAUCCUAUACCCCACAGGCUGGAGACCCACAAUCCCUCAGGCCUAUGCAGCUGUUCUACUUGUCUGGGUUCUGGCCUCUCUCCUAACUGUGCCAUUUGUCUCUUUUGUGGUCCUUACUAAUGUUUCACACAAAAAUACAUCGCAAUUCCCAGACUUCUUGGCAAACAAGCCACUAUGUAUGGAAAAGUGGAAAUCAGCCCAUCAAAAAGUAGCUUACACAAUCUCUUUACAGCUACUGCAGUAUAUUAUGCCACUGUGCUUCAUUCUCUGCUGCUACCUUAGGAUUUCUGUACACUUACGUAGCAGAGGGGCUUUAUUUAAGAAAAAUGAUAGUCACAUGAGGAGGGUCAACUUGAUGUUAGCUGCCAUGGUUGGAGCAUUUGCUGCUUGUUGGCUACCUCUUCAUAUCUUCAACACCAUUGUGGACUGGCAUCACAAACUAAUUUCUGUGUGUUUCCACAACCUCAUCUUCUCUUUGUGUCAUUUACUCGCCAUGACUUCUACAUGUGUUAACCCAGUUAUCUAUGGCGUACUGAACAGCAAUAUAAACCAGGAACUGAAUGUCCUCUUUCAGAAGUGCACAGGGAGACAUGGGAAAAGAGCAGUCACUUUGGAAGAACAGAACAAUUCUCCAUUGUCUCUUAUUCAGAGUGCUGCAUUGUUAGUGUCCCCAGUUUCAUGCCAUGAACAAGCUGUAUGUUGAAAACCAUAAGCCAAAAGUAUCGAAAAGGAUGAAAUCAAAAUGAAGAAUGUUCCAUUCUCUGAAGUCUGAGAUGUUUUGCGAACCAAUGGAAAACAGCACAUAGGAAGCAGCGCUAAGUUUAGAAGGGAGAGGACCUUUGCUUUUAUUUGUGGAACAGGGUAAAAA
Spea bombifrons (plains spadefoot toad) is the source of this 1446-nucleotide messenger RNA. Its product is annotated as neuropeptide Y receptor type 4-2-like. The coding region runs from base 163 to 1281 and encodes 372 amino acids. The transcript has a single exon. Gene Ontology annotation, molecular function: pancreatic polypeptide receptor activity; neuropeptide binding. Lineage: Eukaryota; Metazoa; Chordata; Amphibia; Anura; Pelobatidae. Gene Ontology annotation, cellular component: plasma membrane; neuron projection. The record is from RefSeq and is a predicted model, not a curated record. Gene Ontology annotation, biological process: G protein-coupled receptor signaling pathway.